ACCCAGUUUAGGGAAUGCCUCUGUCUUCUCCCCCUCCUCCCUUCACCUGGCUCUUAAAGGGCCCGGCCCCUGACCGACGGCUACUUAAGGCAGAGGGGCGGCAGCGUUCAGCAGCUGCGCUACGACUGUCCUGGAAGGAGUGGACAGGGGCAAAAAUCUGACCAUGACCCCCUAUAGGCUGCUGCCGCCACUGCUGCUGCUAACUCUGCUGCUCGCUGCCCGCCCAGAAGGCGCCUUGGCGCGGUGCCCAGGCUGCGGGCAGGGGGUACAGGCGGGUUGUCCCGGAGGCUGCGUGGAGGAGGAGGAUGGAGGGCCGACGGAAGAAGGCUGUGCAGAAGCCGGGGGCUGUGUUAGGAAAGAGGGGCAGCAGUGCGGGGUCUACACCCCUAACUGCACCCCAGGACUUCAGUGCCAGCCGUCCCAGGACGAGGAAGCGCCUUUGCGGGCGCUGCUGAUGGGCCGGGGUCGCUGUCAGCCGGUCCGCGCGCCCUCGGAGGAGAAUCCUAAGGAGAGUAAACCCCACGGAGGCACCACCCGUCCACAGGAUGUGAACCAUCGAGAUCAUCCAAGAAAUCCAGGGACCUCCAACACUCACUCCCGGCCCCAUUCUGGGGGUGUCCAAGAUGCUGAGAUGGGCCCCUGCCGCAAACACCUUGAAUCAGUGCUACAGCAACUCCAAACUGAGGUCUUCCGAGGGGCUCACACCCUCUAUGUGCCUAAUUGUGACCAUCGAGGCUUCUACCGGAAACGGCAGUGUCGCUCCUCCCAGGGGCAGCGCCGAGGUCCUUGCUGGUGUGUGGAUCGGAUGGGCCAGCCCUUAUCAGGGUCUCCAGAUGGUGAUGGAAGCUCCCUCUGCCCCACUGGGAGCAGCGGCUAAAGCUGGGUGUGUGUGUGGGGGGGGAGGGUGCUUGCAGGGCCACUGGCAAGAGCUUGGGGUUGUCAUCUUGGGCUAUCUGUUGAGUGAUUAGCAACUCAAGGGCUCUGAGCCCUAAAAUCCACCGUCAGGCCCUGCCCCAUUGUCCCCUCACUCCUGGGUACUUAUAUGUGUAGUCAGAAAGAUUGUUGUUGGCUUGGGGUGUUAAUAAAACUGUAUCGGGGAUCUCUGGCCUAUGUCUCUGUGUCACCUCUCACAGUUCUGAAGCCCUGGGCCCUCUCUCCACCCCAUGGCAGCCCACUGGUAGCAUUUCUCCCUUUUUGCUUUCAGUCCCUCCUACUCCACUUGGAAUUGAGGAGCCAGCCAUUGGCACAGGCUUCAAACCCUUAGGGUUUACCCAGCUACCCAAUAGGAGUUGGGGGAUUGGAAGAUGCU
Molecule: messenger RNA, 1309 nt
Organism: Castor canadensis (American beaver)
Lineage: Eukaryota; Metazoa; Chordata; Mammalia; Rodentia; Castoridae
Gene: Igfbp6
Product: insulin like growth factor binding protein 6
Biological process (GO): regulation of insulin-like growth factor receptor signaling pathway
Cellular component (GO): extracellular region
Molecular function (GO): fibronectin binding; insulin-like growth factor II binding; insulin-like growth factor I binding
Source: RefSeq, a predicted model, not a curated record